GUCGGAGAGUUCCGAGUUCACAGUUGAUGUGAACGCGACAAACGUCCAGACUUCAAUCAAUGACCUUCAGUCAGGAGCGCACUUUGGAACUGCAGGACUCUUGAGUAACCAUGCAGACAAUUGAAGUUCUGAAACAGUCCCUCUCCAGCCUGGAUCCUACCCAGCAGCAGCAGCUCUUGGUGGCCGGGUCUUCGGUGGCGGUGCUGCUGACCUGUUAUUACUGGGUGUAUCAAGGGACGAAGACCAAGCGCAUCCCAAUAGGGGAUGGGUGGUGGGGGGCAGGAGAGAAGCCUCAGUCAGAGGAUGAGAAGGUUUUCCCCUUUCAGGUCCAGACUUCCGAUGAAGAGAUACAGGACUUGUAUGACCGUAUUGACAGGACCCGGUACACUGAACCACUGGAGGACACAGGCUUCCAGUAUGGCUUCAACUCUACCUACCUGAAGAAGGUGGUCUCCCACUGGAGACAUCAAUUUAACUGGAAGAAGCAGAUUGCAAUACUCAACAAGUAUCCUCAAUUCAAAACCAAUAUCGAGGGAUUGGAUGUACACUUUAUCCAUGUGCGUCCACCUCACCGUGAGGGCCAGAGGGUGUUGCCUCUAAUGCUGGUGCAUGGCUGGCCUGGCUCUGUCUAUGAGUUCUAUAGGAUCCUGCCCUUACUCACUAACUCGCUGGACAGUCUGGCUUUCGAAGUCAUCUGCCCCUCCAUCCCAGGAUAUGGCUUCUCCGAGGCCCCUCAUAAGCAAGGGUUUGACACUCUGGCUGCAGCGAGGGUCUUCCACAAGCUGAUGGAGCGUCUGGGUUUCUCAGACUAUUAUCUGCAGGGAGGAGACUGGGGUGCAAUCAUCACUACUAACAUGGCCCAGAUGAAGCCAGAGUGUGUAAAGGGUCUCCACCUCAACAUGUUAACUAACAACAUGAGGGGGUUCGGUGUCCUGUUUUCAAUCCUGAUUGGCCGCUACCUGCCAUGGCUGGUUGGGUUCACCCGGGAGGAUGUCAGGAGGUUGUUUGGUUCAGUAGGUUUCAUGGAAAAGAACAUCUAUGAGAUCAUCAGAGAGACGGGCUACCUGCACAUCCAGGGCACCAAGCCAGACUCCGCAGGAUGUGGAGUGAAUGACUCUCCAGUAGGCCUGGCUGCUUACAUACUGGAGAAGUUCUCCACCUGGACUGACUUCAACAACAGGGACUUGGAAGAUGGGGGACUGGAGAGGAAGUUCACCCUGGACGACCUGCUGACCAACAUCAUGAUCUACUGGACCACCGGCUCCAUCGUGUCCUCCAUGAGGUUCUACAAGGAGAACUUAAAGACCAACAUUGACAACAGACUGGAUAAUCAUACGGGGGUGUAUGUUCCUACAGGCCUGGCUGCGUUCCCCAACGAGGUAAGGCACGUGCCCCAGUCGUGGGCCAGGGACAGGUUCAGGAACAUCUACUCCUACUCUUACAUGCCCCGAGGAGGCCACUUCGCUGCCUUCGAGGAGCCACAGCUCCUGGCUGACGACCUGCUGCAGUUUGUGAAGAAGGUGGAGAAGUUGUAGAGUUGAUGGAUACAAGAGGUCGACUCUCCACUCCUGCCAAGUGCCUGGAAGAAAAACCAGCAGGACUGCAGAACGUGAUAACACUACAGCUUGGAAUUGUAGCUUUGUACUAAAAACAUUUAAAUGUUAAUCUAAGAUAUAAAAUCAGAAGCACUGUCUGAUUAUCAGGUAAAUACUUGGGUCUAUCAGUGAUGUUAACACUGCAAUAUGAUCAUGCUCAGUGAUUGUGUUGGUGUAAUAUUAAGGCUAUACAGUCAACAUAAUGGACCUAUACUGUAAUAAUGAAAUGAUCAGCACUUCAAUACAGAUGUCUUGAAAUUCA
Molecule: messenger RNA, 1857 nt
Organism: Oncorhynchus mykiss (rainbow trout)
Lineage: Eukaryota; Metazoa; Chordata; Actinopteri; Salmoniformes; Salmonidae
Source: RefSeq, a predicted model, not a curated record